CCCCUCUGCUGCGGAAUGGUUUCCGCCGGGAACCACGCCCAGCGGACCGGAAUUGGGAGCGGAAGUGCAGCGCGUUCAGUGACGAUUGUCUUAGCCCGCGAAUUCCGAACCGGCUGAGGGCGGCGGAGACGCGGUGGCGGUGCCUUGGCUGAACUGGGGUAGAUUCCUGGGGACCCCCGGCGGCGGAAGGCUGUCCGCGGAGAAAAGGCUUCCCGUGGAGAACACUGGCAUGUCCCAGCGCCGCGGGCUGGCAUCACUUACCUGCAGUGGCUGAGAUCCCGAGAUGUUCCGAGGGGGUUUUGUCUCCCACACUCACACAACCUGCGUCUCGGCCAACCUCUGUGCCCUCCUGAGAACAGGCCAGCAUGCCCAAGAUAGCUCUGAAUGGUGUGACAGUGGAUUUCCCUUUCCAGCCAUACAGAUGCCAGGAGGAGUACAUGGGCAAGGUCCUGGAGUGUCUGCAGAAGAAAGUAAACGGCAUCCUGGAGAGCCCCACCGGCACGGGAAAGACGUUGUGCCUCCUGUGCACCACGCUGGCCUGGCGGGAGCACCUCCGCGACGCCAUCUCUGCCCGCAAGAUUGCCGAGAGGGCGCAAGGGGAGCUUUUCCCCGAUCGCACCUUGUCAUCCUGGGGACUUGCGACUUCAGAUGGAGACACCACAGCUUGCUACACGGACAUCCCGAAGAUCAUUUAUGCCUCCAGGACCCACUCACAGCUCACUCAGGUCAUCAGUGAGCUUCGGAACACCUCCUAUCGGCCUAGGGUAUGUGUGCUGGGCUCCCGGGAACAGCUGUGUAUCCACCCCGAGGUGAAGAAGCAGGAAAGUAACCACAUGCAGAUUCAUUUGUGCCGAAAGAAGGUAGCAAGUCGUUCCUGUCAUUUCUACAACAAUGUAGAAGAGAAGAGCCUGCAGCGGGAGCUGGCUACCCCGAUCCUGGACAUCGAGGACCUGGUCAGAAGUGGGAGUAAGCACAGACUGUGCCCAUACUACCUUUCUCGGAACCUGAAGCAGCAGGCUGACAUCAUCUUCAUGCCUUACAACUACUUGUUGGACGCCAAGAGUCGCCGGGCACACGGCAUUGACCUGAAGGGGACAGUUGUGAUUUUCGACGAAGCUCACAAUGUGGAGAAGAUGUGCGAGGAGACGGCGUCCUUUGACCUGACUCCGCAUGACUUGGCUUCUGGACUGGACGUCAUCGACCAGGUUCUGGAGGAGCAGACCAAGGCGGCACAGCAGGACGGGCUCCGCUUGGAGUUCAGUGCGGACUCUUCCAACUCAGGGCUGCACAUGGAGCUGGAAGACAUUGCAAAGCUUAAGAUGAUCCUGCUUCGCCUGGAGGGGGCCAUCGAUGCUGUCCAGCUGCCUGGGGACCACAGCGGUGUCACCAAGCCAGGGAGCUACAUCUUCGAGCUGUUUGCCGAGGCGCAGAUAACGUUUCAGACCAAAGGCUGCAUCCUCGACUCCCUGGACCAGAUCAUCCAGCACCUGGCAGGACGUACAGGGCUAUUCACCAACACAGCGGGCUUGCAGAAGCUCUCGGACAUCAUCCAGAUUGUGUUCAGUGCAGACCCCGCUGAGGGCACACCCGGUUCCAUGGUGGGGCUUGGGGUCUCUCAGUCCUACAAGGUACAUAUCCAUCCUGAUGCCGGUCACCAGAGGAAGGCUCAGCGGUCAGAUGCCUGGAACACCACAGCAGCCAGAAAGCGAGGGAAGGUGCUGAGCUACUGGUGCUUCAGUCCCGGCCACAGCAUGCAAGAGCUGGUCCGCCAGGGCGUCCGCACCAUCAUCCUCACCAGCGGCACACUGGCUCCUGUGUCCUCCUUUGCCCUGGAGAUGCAGAUCCCUUUCCCCGUCUGCCUAGAGAACCCACACGUCAUCGACAAACAGCAGAUCUGGGUGGGGAUUGUCCCCAAAGGCCCCGAUGGAGCCCAGCUGAGCUCUGCCUUUGACAAACGGUUUUCUGAUGCAUGCUUGUCCUCCUUGGGUAAGGCACUAGGCAACAUCGCCCGCGUGGUCCCCCACGGGCUCCUGGUCUUCUUCCCUUCCUACCCCGUCAUGGAGAAAAGCCUGGAGUUCUGGCGGGCCCAUGACUUCGCCAGGAAGCUGGAGGCCCUGAAGCCUGUGUUUGUGGAGCCAAGGAGCAAAGGUGGCUUCUCAGAGGUGGUGGACGCCUACUAUACACGAGUCGCCUCCCCUGGGUCUAGUGGGGCCUCUUUCCUGGCCGUGUGCCGGGGGAAGGCCAGCGAGGGCCUGGACUUCGCGGACAUGAACGGCCGAGGUGUGAUUGUCACGGGCCUGCCGUACCCUCCACGGAUGGACCCCCGGGUUGUCCUCAAGAUGCAGUUCCUAGACGAGUUGAAGGGCCGUAGUGGGCCUGGAGGCCAGCUCCUCUCUGGGCACGAGUGGUACCGGCAGCAGGCGUCCAGGGCUGUGAACCAGGCCAUCGGACGGGUGAUCCGGCAUCGCCAGGACUACGGGGCUGUCUUCUUGUGUGACCACAGGUUCACCCAUGCGGACGCCAGAGCCCAGCUGCCUUCCUGGGUACGCCCCCACGUCAAGGUGUAUGACAGCUUUGGCCAUGUCAUUCGGGAUGUGGCCCAGUUUUUCCGUGUUGCUCAGAAAACUAUGCCCGUGCCAGCCCCCCUGGUUGCUGCCCCAAGUGUGGCUGAGGGAGAAGGUGCUGUCUUGGUGGCUGUGUCGCCUGGCCUCCUCUCCACCAGGAAAGCCAAGAGUCUGGACGUGCAUGUCCCCAGCCUGAGGUGGAGACCUGCAGGAUCGCCAGCCAUCAGGGACGCCGAGAGCAGCCUGUGUGUGGAGUAUGGGCAGGAGCCAGGCCUCACCCAGCGGAGGCCUGUGGGACUGCUGGCCGCCCUCGAGCACAAUGAGCAGCUGGCCGGGGGACCUGGGCACAAGGCCUCCCCUGGGGAGGAGGAGGCACAAGGCCUCUCCACCGUGUCUCUCCCACGUGAGAAGAGGCGUGCCCAGGAGCAGAGAGCAGGGCGGAGGAAGAUCAGGGUGGUCGGUGGUCGCCAGGAGGGGCCGGCCGCCGGGACACAGGUGGGCAGGGCCAAGCUGUUCAUGGUGGCCGUGAAGCAGGCGCUGAGCCAGGCCAGCUUCGACACCUUCACCAGGGCCCUGCAGGACUACAAGGGCUCCGACGACCUGGAGGCUUUGCUGGGCUGCCUCGGCCCACUCUUUGCUGAGGACCCCAAGAAACACAGCCUGCUCCAAGGCUUCUACCAGUUCGUGCGGCCGCACCACAAGCAGCGGUUUGAGGAGGUCUGCCUGCAGCGGACGGGCCGCGGCUGCGGCUUCUGGCCCGAGCACAGCCUUCCUCAGAGGCAGUGGGCACCAGCAGCCGAGGCCCCCAGUGGAGAGGAGUGGGACUCAAAGCUGACCCUGUCCCAGGGUGCAGCCAGGCAGCUGGACCCCGGACAGCACCUGAACCAAGGCAGACCCCACCUGGUCUCCGGGCCAGCCCCUGCAGGAGAGCCCAGCAGUUGUCCCAAGGAGGGGUGCAGAGCCCCCGGCGCAGAGAAGCAAGGCCAGCCUGCUGUGAGCGCCUACUUGGCGGAUGUCCGAAAUGCCCUGGGGUCCGCAGGCUGCAGCCAGCUCCUGGCGGCACUGACCGCCUACAAACAGGACGAUGACUUCGAGAAGGUGGUGGCCGUGGUGGCCGCACUCACAACCUCAAAGCCUGAGGACUUGCCCCUGUUGCAGAGGUUUGGCAUGUUCUUGCGACCCCACCACAAGCGGCGUUUCCGGCAGACGUGCACAGACCUGAUGGGCCCGGCUGCCCGGAGCACAGGUACUGGGCCGCCAGGCCCCCAGGAGGGGAGCCCCACUGUGCCUCCCGACCUCGCACACGGUGCUUCCAGGCCAGGGCCCCCCCAGCAAGAGACACCCCGGAGGACCCAGAGCAGGCUGUCGGCCUGCCUUACCCGGAGGCAGGCUGGGGAUGGCGGGGCUCCCAGUCAGCCCCCCAGCGCCACCCGCAGGCACGCCCCGUCCGAGUCGGGUAGGUCUCGGGAGGGGCCACAGGCAGUGGUGGCCGCGGGGUGGACGAGCUGCGGCAUGCUCACAGCGGCCCCCUCGCAGCAGGCUUGGCGUGCCCUGGCUGCAGGGCAGAGGACACGGUCCCCUUCCAGUGCCCCUCCUGCGACUUCCAGCGCUGCCGGGCCUGCUGGUGCCAGUUCCUCCAGGCUUCUAGAACAUGCCCGGCCUGCCAUGCCCCUGCCAGGAAGCAGAGCAUCACGCAGGUCUUCUGGCCAGAGCCCCAGUGAGCAUGGCAACCCUGGGGCAGGCUGACACCGCGUGGACACGGGUCUCCCUGAGGGGUCUG
Messenger RNA from Zalophus californianus (California sea lion), 4344 nucleotides. RefSeq names its product regulator of telomere elongation helicase 1 (gene RTEL1). Gene Ontology annotation, cellular component: nucleus. Gene Ontology annotation, molecular function: hydrolase activity, acting on acid anhydrides, in phosphorus-containing anhydrides; DNA polymerase binding; DNA helicase activity. Gene Ontology annotation, biological process: DNA recombination; DNA repair; DNA replication. The transcript is spliced from 35 exons. The coding region runs from base 366 to 4310 and encodes 1314 amino acids. The record is from RefSeq and is a predicted model, not a curated record. Lineage: Eukaryota; Metazoa; Chordata; Mammalia; Carnivora; Otariidae.